GUAUUUCUAACCUCUACGAUCCAUUUUAUCUUGGUUAUUCGUUGUAACUGGCCGGUUUUAUGUUUGAUGAGUUUGAUAUUGUACAAAUUAUCGCGAUAAGCAUAUAUCGUAUAGGUACAUAUGUAUACAUAUGUAUAACCAAAAAAUACAAGGAAUGUGGAAAUGAAACUUAUCGAUAGAUUAUUUAAUAUUAAUACGAUUAAUAUUUUGUAACACAUUUAAUUUAAUUUGAAGUGAUCAUAUAUCUAUUAAUUGUGUUUGAAAAGUGAAUUAAUUUGUUAAUAUUAAGGAAUCAAAAAGGGGUCUUACAAUGUCUGGCUCCAUAGAAAUUCCACUUCGUGAUACAGAUGAGGUGAUAGAACUUUGUUUGGAUCAAUUACCUGACGGCGAUGAAGUUCUUGGUAUUUUACGUCAAGAGCAUGCUCACCUCCACGUAUGGGUCAAUUUGGCCCUGGAAUAUUAUAAGCAACAAAAGAUCGAAGACUUUAUUAAAAUACUUGAAUCUUCGCGAAUUGAUGCAAAUAUUGAUUAUCGUGAUUUUGAAAAAGAUCAAAUGCGAGCAUUGGACAUGUUGGCAGCGUAUUAUGUACAGGAAGCGAAUAAAGAAAAAAAUAAAGACAAGAAAAGAGAUCUUUUUACUAAAGCAACAUUAUUGUAUACAACUGCUGAUAAAAUAAUCAUGUAUGAUCAGAAUCACCUCCUUGGUAGAGCUUAUUUCUGCCUUUUGGAAGGGGAUAAAAUGGAACAAGCAGAUGCACAGUUUAAUUUUGUGUUGAAUCAAUCGCCUAAUAAUAUUCCCUCUUUACUCGGUAAAGCUUGUAUCGCUUUCAAUAAAAAAGACUAUAGAGGUGCACUUGCGUUUUACAAGAAAGCUCUAAGAACUAAUCCUAAUUGUCCAGCUGCUGUAAGAUUAGGAAUGGGACAUUGUUUUAUGAAAUUAAAUAAUCAAGAAAAAGCGCGAUUAGCCUUUGAAAGAGCUUUACAGUUAGAUGGACAGUGUGUUGGAGCAUUAGUUGGACUUUCUGUUUUAAAAUUAAAUCAACAACAACCUGACAAUAUCCGGGCUGGUGUACAAAUGUUAUCUAAAGCUUAUACAAUUGAUUCAACAAAUCCUAUGGUGUUGAAUCAUUUAGCUAAUCACUUCUUCUUUAAAAAGGAUUAUAAUAAAGUACAACAUUUGGCAUUGCAUGCGUUUCACAAUACAGAAAAUGAAGCAAUGCGGGCGGAAAGUUGUUAUCAAUUAGCUAGGGCAUUCCAUGUACAAGGGGAUUAUGAUCAAGCCUUUCAAUAUUAUUAUCAAGCAACACAAUUUGCUCCAUCUGUUUUUGUGUUACCUCAUUUUGGUUUGGGCCAAAUGUACGUUUAUCGGGGUGAUGCAGAAAAUGCUGCACAAUGUUUCGAAAAAGUUUUGAAAGCUCAACCAGGAAAUUAUGAAACAAUGAAGAUUCUUGGGUCGCUUUAUGCUAACUCAAGUUCUCAAUCGAAACGUGAUAUCGCUAAAAAUCAUCUUAGAAAAGUAACGGAACAAUUUCCAGAUGACGUAGAAGCUUGGAUUGAAUUAGCUCAAAUUUUAGAACAAAGUGAUCUUAAUGCAGCUUUAAAUGCGUAUGGAACAGCAACAAGGAUUUUGAAAGAAAAAGUUCAGGCUGAUAUUCCUCCUGAAAUAUUAAAUAAUGUAGGUGCUUUACAUUACAGGUUAGGUAAUUUGGAAGAAGCUAAAAGAAAUUUAGAAGAAUCUUUAGAACGUUCGAAAGAUGAUGCUUUGCACGAUUCUGUCUAUUACAAUUCAAUAGCAGUUACAACUACCUACAAUUUGGCGCGUCUUAAUGAAGCUCUCUGCAUCUUUGAUCGUGCAGAAAAAUUAUACAAAGAUAUUUUAAAAGAACAUCCAAAUUAUGUAGAUUGUUAUUUAAGACUUGGAUGUAUGGCGAGAGAUAAGGGACAGAUAUACGAAGCAUCCGAUUGGUUUAAAGAUGCUUUGAGAAUUAAUAAUGAACAUCCAGAUGCAUGGUCACUUUUGGGUAAUUUGCAUUUGGCAAAAAUGGAAUGGGGUCCAGGGCAGAAGAAAUUUGAAAGAAUUCUUAAAAAUCCUACUACAAGUACAGAUGCCUAUUCUUUGAUAGCUUUAGGAAAUAUUUGGCUACAAACGCUUCAUCAGAGUGGAAAAGACAAAGAAAGGGAAAAAAGACAUCAGGAUAGAGCAUUAGCUAUGUACAAACAGGUGUUAAGAAAUGAUCCGAAAAAUAUUUGGGCAGCAAAUGGAAUCGGUGCAGUGCUAGCACAUAAAGGUUGCGUGAAUGAAGCUAGAGAUAUUUUUGCUCAAGUGAGAGAAGCAACAGCAGAAUUUUGUGAUGUAUGGUUAAACAUUGCUCACAUUUAUGUAGAGCAAAAGCAAUACGUUAGUGCUAUUCAAAUGUAUGAAAAUUGUUUACGUAAAUUUUAUAGGUAUAAUAACGUAGAAGUUCUACAGUACCUUGCUAGGGCAUAUCUUAGAGCUGGAAAACUUCAGGAAGCAAAAUUAACGCUUUUAAAGGCUCGCAGAGUAUCUCCACAAGAUACUGUUUUGUUAUACAAUAUUGCAUUAGUGUUACAACGUUUAGCAACACAAAUUUUGAAGGAUGAAAAGUCAACGCUUACUACUGUAUUACAAUCAGUACACGAAUUGGGUCUUUCUCACAAAUACUUCCAAUAUUUAUUUGCUCAUGGCGACAGAAUGGAACAAAUGGCAGAAACAGAAGCACGAAAGUGUCAAGAUUUGUUAUCUCAAGCGCAAUACCACGUUGCUAGAGCAAGAAGACUAGAUGAGGAAGAACAGACCCUUAGAAGGAAACAAGAAGAAGAAAGACAAGCUUUCAAAAUGCGUCAAACGGAAGAACAAAGAAAAUUGGAAGAAAUGCGCCGUCAAAAAGAAGAAGAAAUGUUACAAAAAAGACAAGAAUACGUUGAAAAAACGAAAAAUGUAUUGGUAUUUGGUGAGAUGCCUUCGGAGAAGCCUGGUAAAAAAGGUAAAAGGGCAAGAACUGAUCAAUAUAUUAGUGACAGUGGAGGUUCUGGUAAUGAUGAAGGUAGAGAAGAAGCUCCAAGAGAAAAGAAACGUAAAAGAAAAGCUAGCGGUGAGACUAAAGAAAAGAAAGGAAAGGGUAAAGGAAAACGAAAAAGAGAUAUGGCAAGCGGCGACAGUGGUUCAGAUAGUGAUCGUAGAAAACCAAAACGUAAUAGAAAAAUUGGUACAAAGAAGGAUAAGCAAUUCCGCAAAUCUACAGCUGACACUCCAAAAGGAAAGAUGCCUUUGUCGAAAGAAACAAUAUCAACCAGUGAAUCUGACAGCGAUAGUGGAGGUCUUAAAAUUGCCAGCGGUGCUGAAAGCGAUAAUGAUAAAAGAACAACAAAAUCCAGAAAAAUCGUAUCCGAUUCAGAAAAUUCACGUGCUUCACGUUCCAGAUCACGUUCUAGAUCGAAGUCAGGAAGUCGUGCAAGAAGUAGUUCACGUUCGCGUUCACGUUCACGUUCACGUUCACGUUCACGUUCACGCUCACGUUCGCAUUCACCAUCUCGAUCACGAUCACGAUCACAGUCAGGAUCACGUUCACCUUCACGAUCACAAUCUAGAUCUAAAUCGCGAUCGCCAUCUAGAUCUAAAUCACGAUCUCAUUCUAGAUCUAAGUCAAGGUCUAAAUCAAGAUCUAAAUCACGAUCUGUUUCUAGGUCUAAAUCGAGAUCUAAAUCGCGAUCUGUUUCUAGGUCUAAAUCACGAUCUAAAUCACGAUCUAAAUCACGAUCUGCUUCUAGAUCUAAAUCGAGAUCUAAAUCAAAAUCGCCUUCAAGAUCGAAAUCACGAUCUCCCUCUAGAUCUAAAUCACGAUCUAAAUCUCAUUCAAAAUCACGAUCCAAAUCACGAUCCAAAUCACGAUCCAAAUCACGUUCACGAUCGCAUUCAGUAUCGCGAUCUAGAUCUCGAUCUCUCUCAAAAUCCAAAUCUGGAUCACAAAGUGAAAGUGAGAAAGAAAAUCAAGGCAGUCAAAGAAUUGCAUCUGGCUCAGAAGGUUCUCGUGCAUCGUCACGCGCAGCAUCACGAUCAAAAUCACGAUCACGCUCGGUUUCUCGAUCACCGACGCAUUCACGUUCUGCCUCGCGAUCCUUAUCUCGAUCAAGAUCAAGAUCGAGAAGUAUUUCACAAUCAGGAAGUCCCGAUAAAUAGAUAUAUAUAUAUAUAUAUUUUCCAUACAAAAAUCAAUUUAAAAAAAUUUAUAAUAAUCCAG
Molecule: messenger RNA, 4259 nt
Organism: Polistes dominula (European paper wasp)
Lineage: Eukaryota; Metazoa; Arthropoda; Insecta; Hymenoptera; Vespidae
Gene: Ctr9
Product: RNA polymerase-associated protein Ctr9
Biological process (GO): transcription elongation by RNA polymerase II; regulation of DNA-templated transcription
Cellular component (GO): Cdc73/Paf1 complex
Molecular function (GO): RNA polymerase II complex binding
Source: RefSeq, a predicted model, not a curated record